Pseudovirgaria hyperparasitica is the source of this 2124-nucleotide messenger RNA. RefSeq lists its product as uncharacterized. NCBI's taxonomy places the organism in Eukaryota, Fungi, Ascomycota, Dothideomycetes, Acrospermales, Acrospermaceae. Gene Ontology annotation, biological process: protein targeting to membrane; peptidyl-L-cysteine S-palmitoylation. The transcript is spliced from 3 exons. Bases 270 to 1676 code for a protein of 468 amino acids. The record is from RefSeq and is a predicted model, not a curated record. Gene Ontology annotation, cellular component: endoplasmic reticulum palmitoyltransferase complex; extrinsic component of endoplasmic reticulum membrane.
GUGUUUCUUGAUUUGGUUUUGCUAUCUGUUUAGGAGUAGGACUGUGUGAUGGAAUGAGUACUCUGUUUCAUUCGUUUGUGUGUUUUGUUUUUGUUCAGAGGUGGGUGUUGUUGUUGUUGUAUCACGACGAAAAGAAGUAUGCGAUUGGUUAUUAUGUAGAGGAUGGGUGCAUACCGAGGUAGGUUCUUACCUGGCUGGUAGUCCCUGCCUAGAAUGGACCCGGUUUUUUUUGUUUGUUUGUUGUAUUGGUUAUUUUCUAGGGGACGGCAAUGGCGGCAUCUCUGGAAGCAGUCAGGCAGAGAGGCACUGAGAGCGAGAGAUACGAGCUGGAACUCGGCUUCCUCGACGUCGCAACAACGGCCUCCCAGUCGCAUACGCCUAGAUCACCGCUAUCACCGCCCGAGGUUGCGUGCACUCCACCCAGCGACGACCUCCCGUUUACUGCUCGAUGGUCCCUGACGAACCGUAUCUUUAAUCGAGGCUGGAACAAUCCUGCGAAUACCCUUCCACGACAAUCUCCUGCAAGACUCUGGAACCCGGUCAACUUCUCGCCUCGCGGUCCUCCUCCGCUGCCGAACCUUCCCAUCUCCUAUCCGCAGAUCGCUGCAAGUUUACCUUCUCGAGCAGAGCCUGGCGACGUUUCCCCCCUGCUAACUUUUCCGGAGCAAAAGAACAAUCGUCUGAGCCUCACACAUCCCUCGAGUCUGAACGUCGAGUCGUCCUCGGCAGGUCUAGAAAGCUUGACUGGGAGAACCAGCAUUGGCCUUCCGCGAAAUAGUCACAGCGCAUACCGUUCACCGCUAAUAGACGAGCAAAAAGUUCAGAUGGAGCAACUAGCUGCUGCCGCGGGUAUCAAGGGUGCUUCGACCCCCGAGCCACCUACAAAUGCGCGCCAUGGGUCAGAUCUGGAAACAGGCGAGCCGAGGUCGCUGAAUCGCAUGUCCAUAAAGGCCAGUCUGCCGCUCGAGAGGAGAAACUCGUUCACAUCGGCUCUGGGCCCUUUGGACGGAACUCAGGAGGGUGAGGAGGCCAAUCAGGCAGACGAUGACGAAGAAUACGCAUGGGGUCCUUCGCAUCCGUGCUUCCCACACACGAAUCCACACGUACCUCUGGAUUCGCCGCUACAUGCCUCGACGCGAAUCAUACGAGUCAAACGAGACUGGAUGGUAGCGGGCGACUUGGCACCGACGUUUGCUAAUCUGUAUCCUGAAGUGCUAGACCCGUUGGUGCCGGAGGCGACAUUCCGGAACGUGGUCAAGAACAUCAACAAAGAGCUCCUGGCAGCUUUCGAUCCACUGAGUGGGCGUGCGUGGAUAGACAGCAUUCUGGGCGUUGCAACACUGUGGCUCUGGGACGACCUAGGGUUUUCCGGGGUCAAGUCAAAAUUGAGGAAGUUGGAGCAGUGGAUUGAGGAUUGGAACCACAAGGUUGGCGAGCCAGAGGGCGUGCGGAUCAUUGAAUUGCGCAGAACGGGUUAUCUCACCCUCGACUUUCAGAUCCCAGACCCGCAAAUCGGCAUCGAUGCACAGAACAGCUCGAGUCGAGCCGAUCUCCCUUAUCCACCUCCGCCGGCCAGUAUCCCUGCUUCAGGCCAUGGCUCCGGGCCUGAUUACAGCCCGUACCAAAAUCUCUCAGCCCAUCAAUUCUCGCAAAUGCCACAAACCGCGGUGGCGUGAUUAACUACCAGUAAUGAGGGGGAGCGAGAAGUCUAUAAUGGUCAUCAUUACCAAGACAUCGGCUUCUGAGCCGAUUAUUAUUAGGAGGCGUUCGACAGGGUUCAUAUCCGCUGUACAAGGUAUAUCUCAUGCUAUGUUGCUAUGUGUUCUUUCUCUCUCUCUUUUGCAUAGCGUGUGCGUGCUGUUUUUGAUUUCUUCUUGUAAAUCAACAGCGCAAUCGUGGGUUUGUCAAUCGUUUAUUGUUGCUUCUAUACCCUUGUUGUAUUGUUCGCCGGAUUUUAAAAUGGGCAUCAUAAUGGUGAUGGUCGCUGCAAAGCAGACUCGAUUGGUUGCCCACUGAGGUGUGGGUAGGGGGAAUAUACGGACGAGCAGUUCUACGUAGAUCUAUCACUCGCUGAGCUCGCGCUCUAUAUGUCUUAUAGUUCUAAUAAAUCUUGCUAAAAGCUAU